GGUCUAUAUUUCUAGGAAAAUUUCUCUCUUGACAGUUGAAAAAACAAACUGAAAUGUAUUUUAACUCGAAGGGAAAUGCUCGUUGAUAUUAGACGUUAGUUUUUUUUCAGAGUUGCUGCAACACAUACACGUUACACUGAUAAGUGGAAACCCACUACACUGAUGUUCUCACUUAAGAUUCAGUUGGUCGUUCAACCCACCACUCCAAAUGUCGAGGAACUAAUUGACGAUGAACAGGACCCAGGAUAUACAGAUGAGUGCGAGGCAAGUUCCGAGUGGCCCUUGGAGGUGAAGCUGUCAAGGACCGCGCAUCAUAUGCUCGACUACAAAAUGUACCUUGCGGCAAAGCGCAUCCAGGCACACUGGCGGCGGUAUCGCGUUCAAAAGCUACUCCGCCAACGUCUACAGGCAGUCAUUACCAUUCAGCGUUGGUGGCGUGGCUUCUGGGAGCGAAGCCAGCAUUGGCGCUAUAUCGAGCUGCAGCUGGAAGAGACAGUUGUCGACCAUUUUCACCGAGCUUCGAACACGAUCCAAGCUCUCUUCCGGGGAUGGCGCGAUCGCCGGAACGUCCACGAUGCCAGGAAACUGCACCAGAUGCAGACAGAUGCCGUUGAGGAGCUUCUUCACUCCAUGGCACUUCAGAUGCACAGUAUUAAAGCUGAGGGAUUCAUCGCUGGCGUAGAAUCUUUAAGAGACUCCAGCCUUCUCUUAAAGGUCGAUAGGCUGAUUGCCAUGUUGGCAUUCCGCUACCACAACGUGCGGGUGGUUUCCCUAGUGUCUCGCAGGAUGACGUAUGCGGAGGAGGAACGUCGACAUUUCAAAAGUUCAGAGUUUUUCUUUGAGGUGCCCUUCGCAGGGCCGAACUUUGACGAUGUGUGCGAUGCAGGCCGCACUAAGGAUAAGAAAUUAGUAAAAGCAGACAUUGACCAGCGCUUCCAAGACAUCGUAGUCGGGUACGAGAAUUUUCAGCAAAAUACCAAACUAAAAGAGCUGCUUCGCGGCAAGGAACUGAUCAAACGUCAACGACUACGAAACCAUAUCGUAGAAAAAGAACAGCUGAAAAAUAGAGAGUUCUGCGAAGACGUCGUUGAUCAUAUGAAAAAAUGGCAAAUUUGGCAGGACGUAGAGCCAUUUGAAUUUACACCGGAAAUAUUUUGUGAUGAAAAUAAUUUCGAUGGCUUUUUCAGUAGAGUGAGAUAUUUGCUCGAUAAGUAUAAUGUAUCAUGCUUUUGCAAAGUCCAAACUGACCUGGAUAUCUUACAACCUCACAAAAAUUGAAAGUAUUCAAUACGUAUCUUCAAUUAUAUAAACAUUUUUUAU
Drosophila ananassae is the source of this 1320-nucleotide messenger RNA. RefSeq lists its product as uncharacterized. Gene Ontology annotation, cellular component: spindle pole. The record is from RefSeq and is a predicted model, not a curated record. Gene Ontology annotation, biological process: establishment of meiotic spindle localization; mitotic cell cycle; spindle organization. The transcript has 5 exons. Gene Ontology annotation, molecular function: protein binding. The coding region runs from base 163 to 1278 and encodes 371 amino acids. NCBI's taxonomy places the organism in Eukaryota, Metazoa, Arthropoda, Insecta, Diptera, Drosophilidae.